Molecule: messenger RNA, 827 nt
Organism: Ficedula albicollis (Collared flycatcher)
Lineage: Eukaryota; Metazoa; Chordata; Aves; Passeriformes; Muscicapidae
Gene: MRPS33
Product: mitochondrial ribosomal protein S33
Exons: 3
Coding region: 128-448 (106 amino acids)
Cellular component (GO): mitochondrion
Source: RefSeq, a predicted model, not a curated record
GUGUUUCACUGUGUACUGCAGUUUGGGGUGGAGGCUGCUGGCUGUGCGGCGAUAGGGGACGUGUGGCUGUGCAAGUGACAGGCAAGGAAGCUCCAUCAGCCUGUGUGUGCCCACUCCUCCUGGGGAGAUGUCCAGCGUUUCCAGCUACGCCCUGCGCAUGGCCAGGCUGAGUGCUCAGAUAUUUGGUGAUGUUGUCAGGCCCACUGACUCCAAAUCCAUGAAGGUGGUGAAGCUGUUCAGCGAGCAGCCCCUGGCCAAGAGGGAGGAGGUGUACAACUGGUACCCCCCUCACAACACCUACUAUGCCCUCAUGAAGAAACUCCGCUACUUUGGCCUCUACAGGGAUGAGCAUCAGGAUUUCAAGGAUGAGAUGAGGCGAUUGAAAAAGCUCCGUGGGAAGGAAAAACCAAAGAAGGGGGAAGGAAAGAGGGCUCUCAAGAAGAAAUAGUACUAUUUGAACGGUGUUACUGACUACCCUGGAAAUUGGAAGGAAAGAGGGCUCUCAAGAAGAAAUAGUGCUAUUUGGACAGUGUUACUGACUACCCUGGAAAUGCUGGGGAAGGCUUGGCAUGUGAACUGCCUGUGGGGCACGGGAAACACACUGUGAAGUAGUGGACUCCAUCUUGGGAAUGCACUUGGGUCUUUCAAGUUUUACUGGUUUUGAGUUUCUAUAUUUCAAAUAUACUGUAUAUUGCAGUAAUGAAAAGAAGUGCUCAGUGUUUUUCUUGAAACCACCUGUAGCUGUUUCAGUUUUUCUUGAUCUGGAAAUUGUCUGCUUUUCAUUGUCUUGUUUUACUAUCGACACUGUUUUGCAUGUGGCCACAAAU